AUGUUUAGUGAGGCGAGUCAAAGUUUGGGUUCACAAGUCAAAUCCAACUCAGAGUUCAGACGCAUCAAGACUACGACCGAAACAUAUAUUCAUGGUGAGACACCUUUAACAACCCUUAUUAACCUCUACUCUCACAGCUGCUUCAACACAAAACCCAAGAAAAAAAAUAAGAACAUGCCAGCCCAGGAUGACGAGGAGCAGGGCCAGGUAUUCUUUGAUGAAUCCGACAUAAUCCACGAAGUUGAUGUCGACGAAGAAGAUCUUCCUGAUGCUGACGAUGAGGAUGAUAUUGAAAAUAUUGAGGAUCCAGAUGAUUCUAUUCACAUAUUCACUGGCCAUACGGGUGAACUUUAUGCAGUUGCCUGUAGCCCAACAGAUCCAGUGUUAGUGGCUACUGGGGGUGGAGAUGAUAAGGGGUUCCUUUGGAAGAUAGGUCAUGCUGAUUGGGCUUCUGAGCUCCAAGGCCAUACCGAUUCAGUCUCUACUUUAGCCUUUAGCAGUGAUGGACAACUACUUGCAUCUGGAGGUUUUGACGGACUUGUUAAAGUUUGGGAUACCUUUGGAAAUUUCAAACGCACACUUGAGGGUCCUGGAGGUGGCAUUGAGUGGAUUAGGUGGCACCCAAAAGGUCAUCUGAUCUUAGCCGGAUCUGAGGAUUGCACUGCUUGGAUGUGGAAUGCUGAUAAUGGGAACUGUCUUAAUGUAUUCUCAGGCCAUGAUGCCAUUGUGACCUGUGGUGAUUUUACCCCUGAUGGCAAAACAAUAUGUACUGGUUCUGAAGAUGCUACAUUGAGGAUCUGGAAUCCAAAAAGUGGUGAAAGCAUUCAUGUUGUAAGAGGUCAUCCAUAUCAUACAGAAGGACUGACGUGCUUGUCUAUAAGUUCUGAUUCAACUUUAGCUAUUACUGGUUCUAAGGAUGGCUCUGUUCACAUUGUGAAUAUCACAACUGGGAAGGUUGUUAGUUCUUGCUCUUCUCAGACAGGUUCAACUGAUGGCAAUCCGGAGUCAAUUGAAUGUGUUUUGUUUGCACCAAACUUUCCUUGGGCUGUUUUCGGUGGCAUGGAUCAAAACCUUACAAUUUGGGAUCUACAAAACUCAUCACCACGUUUCAUAUGUAACCACGAGGAAGGAGUGACAUGCUUAGCUUGGCUUGGAGCAUCUAAAUUCUUGGCUACUGGGUGUUGUGAUGGGAGAAUAUGCAUAUGGAAUUGUCUCUCCGGGGAAUGCAUCGAAACCUUCAAAGGGCAUGAACAUGCCAUCCAAUCUCUCGCUGUAUCUUCAAAUCUGGAGUUCCUUGUUUCUGUUUCCAUGGACGGCACUGCUCGUGUAUUUGCAAUCCGAGAUUUCUGUUAGUUCCGAGACCCUCAUGCGGUGACUUAUUGUAUAGUUGCUCAGAAGCAUGUAUACCCAAAUACUUGUUUUGCUGUAAUUUCUCUUUAAGUUGGACAGUAAACAUUUACAAAGAAUUAUCCCCCAAAUGUAUUGCAUUUAUGGCUGCAUCUUUUCCAUCCGACUGAAUAUUUUUAACUUCUUUCAUGUACCACUCCCGAUGAUUUUGUAAAUAUUAAUAUGGAUGAAGUGAAAUCCAAACUUUUCACUGGGGUUAAUUCAA
Molecule: messenger RNA, 1612 nt
Organism: Gossypium raimondii (Peruvian cotton)
Lineage: Eukaryota; Viridiplantae; Streptophyta; Magnoliopsida; Malvales; Malvaceae
Exons: 10
Coding region: 1-1353 (450 amino acids)
Molecular function (GO): protein binding
Source: RefSeq, a predicted model, not a curated record